This is a messenger RNA of Fukomys damarensis (Damara mole-rat), 3263 nucleotides long. It is a transcript of the gene Rassf9, whose product is annotated as Ras association domain family member 9. Bases 544 to 1851 code for a protein of 435 amino acids. Lineage: Eukaryota; Metazoa; Chordata; Mammalia; Rodentia; Bathyergidae. Gene Ontology annotation, biological process: signal transduction. The record is from RefSeq and is a predicted model, not a curated record. The transcript is spliced from 3 exons.
GGAAGGCGGUGAUAGAAGCUCUCGGGGCUGCACCAGGCUCUGGGGGUCCGCAGUACGGUCAGGGCCGGGCUCCCCCAGUCCUGGGGCGCCUUACACCCCGACCCUCCCUGCACCCGCAGUUUCCCGAAGCCCUCCGUUCUCCUGGCGAGGGGCGGGAACACAGGGUUCGCCUUGCUCUGAAACUCCCAUGGCCCCCAAGGCCCAGCAAAUACCAAAGUCAGGCAGGGUCGAGGCAAAAGAAAUCCACUGCCGGUUCGGAGUUGAUGCCGCGAUCACUCAGCCUUGGAGCCCUUUGUCCCUUCAACUUUUGCAAAGUUGAAGCUGGGCAGGUCUCCAAAGACUCAAGCAGCCACAACAAUCCCGCAGUUCAAAGUUAAGCAGCAGUUGCACAACUUCCAGCAGCUCUCUCAGCCGGCUCCUAAUGAGCUGAAAGCCAGGAGAUUCUGAAGAGGUGAAGAGCAGAUUCAGCCUAGAAGUUGAGAUCCGGCCCCAGCCCCGAUCUCUCUGAGGUACCGUCCUAGGAACCUGCUCGCCAGAGGGACCAUGGCUCCUUUCGGAAGAAACUUGUUAAAGACUCGGCAUAAAAACAGAUCUCCAACUAAAGACAUGGAAUCAGAGGAGAAGGAAAUUGUGGUUUGGGUUUGCCAAGAAGAGAAGAUUGUCUGUGGGUUGACUAAACGCACCACCUCUGCUGAUGUCAUCCAGGCCUUGCUGGAGGAACACGAGGCUACUUUUGGAGAGAAGCGGUUCCUGCUAGGAAAGCCCAAUGACUACUGCAUCAUCGAGAAGUGGAGAGGCUCCGAACGGGUUCUUCCUCCGCUAACUCGAAUCCUGAAGCUCUGGAAAUCAUGGGGAGAUGAGCAGUCUAAUAUGCAAUUCGUUUUGGUUAAAGCGGAUGCGUUUUUCCCAGUUCCCUUGUGGCGGACAGCUGAAGCCAAAUUAGUGCAAAACACAGAAAAACUGUGGGAGCUCAGCCCAGCAAAUUACAUGAAAACAUUACCACCGGAUAAACAAAAAAGAAUCGUCAGAAAAACAUUCCGGAAAUUGGCUAAAAUCAAGCAGGACACGGUCUCUCACGAUCGUGAUAAUAUGGAGACGUUAGUCCACCUGAUUAUCUCCCAGGACCAUACUAUUCAUCAACAAGUGCAGAGAAUGAAAGAGUUGGAUCUGGAAAUCGAAAAAUGCGAGGCUAAGUUCCACCUUGAUCGUGUAGAAAAUAAUGGAGAAAAUUAUGUUCAGGAUGCAUAUUUAAUGUCCACUUUCAGUGAAGUUGAGCAGAAACUAGACUCACAGCCCGAGGAAAAUCAGACUCUGGAGGACUUGAGUGAAAGUGAUGGAAUUGUACAGUUGGAAGAGCGUCUGACAUAUUACAGAAUGCUCAUUGAUAAGCUCUCAGCUGAAAUUGAAGAAGAGGUGAAAAGUGUUUGCUUUGGAAUAAGCGAAGAUCCCGAAAGGGCAGCUACCGGUGAACUUGAAAACCCUAAUUUAGAUAGUGUUAAGUGUGAUUUGGAGCAAAGCAUGAAAGCUGGUUUGAAAAUCCACUCUCACUUGAGUGGCAUCCAGAAAGAGAUUAAAUACAGCGACUCAUUGCUUCAGAUGAAAGCAAAGGAAUAUGAACUCCUAGCCAAGGAGUUGAAUUCCCUUCACAUUAGCAAAAAAGAUGAAUGCCAUGUAAAGGAAAACAGAGGGAUGGAAUCUGAGGUUCCCUGCACCAGUGAGGAGGCGCCUCCCUUUACCCAAAAGGUCCUUAACGGGUACACAAAUGACACAGACUCAGACACUGGCAUCAGCUCUAACCACAGUCAGGACUCAGAAAUAACUGCUGGAGAUGUGGUGCUAUUAUCAACAUAAUUCACAUGGCUUUCUUCUCACCUGCUUUAAUGCUGUCUAUAUCUGUGCAAUUUAAUAUGCAACUAUUUCAAAAAAAAGAUCAUGCAUGUUAAAAUGUUCAAUAGGUAAUAAAAAGUAGUGAGGAUUUUUAUUUUUUUGGUAUAAGAUUUUCAGUGUGACUUUAUUAUAGGUUCAAGCAAUGAAUUAUUUAUUAGGAAUGCAGCAGAACUAGCUUAUCAGUGUAGAACUCAGAACUAAUUUAAUGGGAAUUAUUUGAUAAUCUCACAGCUUCUAUGGGCAAUGAUUUGUAUAAAUUUAAAAACAAUUCCUAAUAUUGCAAAACUAGUCACAUGUAGUAAUAGCAAAAUGCAUUGUAUUUUUUCCAACAAUGUGUCAUUAGAAUUUUCAUAUCUGUAAAGUACAUAACAGUUACUGUGUUGUAGCUCCCUUAAUUCAAGUCUUGGUUCUUUUAAUACUGAUGCUGUACAAUCUGCUCUAUCUAUCAUUUCCUGAAUGCUCCUACCUGUUUAUGCCUCUGUGACAGGUGGCUGUCAGGACAUGUAAGAGUAUUGGCAGUAGGUCAGAGCCUGUAUAGAUGAGGCAAAGCCAAGUGCAGCAUAAAAACAUUUUUUUCCUGUAAAAAGUACAAUAAUUAAAGAGCUAUGUAUCAGCUUUUCCUACUUGGAAAUUGAGAUAUUUUGAUCAAAUCAGUGUUCUUUGAAGGUUCCAGCUUAGAGGGGUAGUGUGAAUUAGAAACCAGGUGCUUAUCCACAUAGAGGAUGUGAUAAAAUUUAAAGUUGGUUGUGUGGGUAAAAUAGUGUUCCACCUCAUAUCAUUAUUAGAAAUUUGUCUCUGAAUGCAUGGGAGGGAAUGCACAGGGACGGAAGGUUUAUUCUGGUGUGUCGUAUUUUAGAUUGUCUUCGUAGUACUUCACCCAAACUGCUUAGGUGCGUUUUGUGCUUUAAGAAGUACUAACAACAUUUCAGACAUGCUAGUAGAAACUGAAGAGAUUGAAUAGAUUAUUGAGGUUCUGCCUUGACUGACAGUCGUUCUAGUGCCAGAUUAUACUUGGUUUUCCUUCACUUUUUAAUUAAGAAUCUUAUUUCUCCCCCUUGCCUUUUUGCCUUCCUUUCAUCUUAUCCACCUGCCUGUCUGUCUUCCUCUUUUCUCCUCUCUGCCUCUCCCUAUCGCGUUACCAUUAUUUCUCCCUUCCUUCCUGCCAGUGAACAUGUGAUUUAAUCAUAUUGGACAGAACCUUAUGCUUUUAUAGUACUGGCGGCUGAGUACUGCUGCAGUUUAUGUUGGUUUUGUUUUUUCAACUGACACCUUUCUUGUGUGCCUGGAUGUGUAAAUAGAAAUAUUAUUUUAUGUAGGCUUUAUAUGUGAAUAUCAGUUGAGAUUCCAAGUGUUUCGUGUUUCGUGCCUUUUUAUUC